Molecule: messenger RNA, 2325 nt
Organism: Helicoverpa armigera (cotton bollworm)
Lineage: Eukaryota; Metazoa; Arthropoda; Insecta; Lepidoptera; Noctuidae
Gene: Lim3
Product: LIM/homeobox protein Lhx3
Exons: 7
Coding region: 192-1430 (412 amino acids)
Biological process (GO): neuron differentiation; regulation of transcription by RNA polymerase II
Cellular component (GO): nucleus
Molecular function (GO): DNA-binding transcription factor activity, RNA polymerase II-specific; RNA polymerase II transcription regulatory region sequence-specific DNA binding; zinc ion binding
Source: RefSeq, a predicted model, not a curated record
GUGUGGCGGCGAGGGGCGGGCGUGGGCGGCGCCGCCACGUGGCUCCGGCUCUCGGGCGCGUCGCGACGCCCGCUGCAGCCGCUCCCUGCCGGCCGGGAACCAUGCACAGGUGUUGGUGCGACCGUGUUGUUUACGCGACUCGUGCGGGAUGCUAAGUCGAGAAGCCGGCGCUGGAUGUUUACAGUGUGUGCAUGGGACGUAGUGACGGGUUGAUGGAGGCUGAGUACGGCGAGGUGGUGGCGGGGUGCGAGGUGCGUCGCGACGCUGCCAUGGACGCGCUGGAGCCGCUACACCCGCUCGACCCGCCGCCGCCCGACGUGCUGCUCGCACUGCUCGCCAGAAACAAAGCACUUGAAGCCAGUAUCCCGAAAUGCGGCGGCUGUCACGAGAUGAUCGUGGACCGGUACGUGCUGAAGGUGUCGGAUCGCACGUGGCACGCCGGCUGUCUGCGCUGCGUCGAGUGCCGAGCCAUGCUGUCGGGGAAGUGCUUCGCCAGGAACAAUCAGCUGUACUGCACCGAUGACUUCUUCAAUCCCAGGCGGUUCGGCACCAAGUGCGCUGGCUGCGGGCAGGGCAUCCCCCCCACCCAGGUGGUGCGGCGCGCGCAGUCCCACGUCUACCAUCUGCGCUGCUUCGCCUGCGCCGCGUGCGCAAGAACCCUCAACACUGGCGACGAGUUCUAUCUCAUGGAAGACGGCAAGCUUGUCUGUAAACCUGACUACGAAGCCGCGAGAGCGAAAGGCGGCGAGGGUUCGCUAGACGGGGACGCGGCGAGCAAGAGGCCUCGGACCACCAUCACGGCCAAGCAGCUGGAGACCUUGAAGAAUGCGUACAGCAGUAGUCCGAAGCCGGCGCGGCAUGUGCGGGAACAGCUGGCGCAUGACACGGGGCUGGAUAUGAGAGUGGUGCAAGUCUGGUUCCAGAACAGACGAGCCAAAGAGAAGCGACUAAAGAAAGACGCGGGUCGCACGCGCUGGUCUCAAUACUUCAGAUCUAUGAAGAGUGGCAGCGGCUCCCCGCGGCACGACCGACUCCUGGACAAGGACGAGCUCAAGAUAGACCUCGACUCUUUUAGUCAUCACGAGCUAAGUAACGACAGCUACAGCACCGUAGCGCUGGGCGGGGAGGAGGGCUCCCCGGCGGGAGGGGGCGCGGCGGCAGGGGGGGCGCGCUACGCCGCUACGCCGCCGUACCUGCGCGCGCACUCGCCGCCGCAUCCUCACUACCACUACCCGCCGGACCAUCUUGUCUACACCAAUAUAGGCCAAGCAAUGAGCGGCGCUGGCAUCGGCGGGGCAGGAGGCGCGGGAGGUGCCUCCGACCUGAGCAGUUCAUCAUCACCCGCAGCGGGCGGCUACCCCGACUUCCCGCCGUCGCCCGACUCGUGGCUGGGCGAGGCGCACCACUACUCCCCGCGCGCCUUCCCCUAGCGGCGGCCGCCGCCGGCGCACGCGCACCCCGCGCCGCCCGCGCCGUCGCCGCGCGCCCCCUACCCGCAUCUGCUCGCCCAACAACCCCUCGAGCUCGUGGUCAAGCGGGAGCUGUAACCUCUCACCAGUGAACAUUUCAACGAUCAGGACGUUAUGAAGUGGAGGAACACUGAUAUUUUUGACACUGUAUAAAAUUAAACGUUAGUCCCGGCCCAAAACAUUCUUGUAAUAUUUUGAUCCAUAGUUGAUUCCUUGUACCAUAGGCCCUGGCGACAUGGUUACUCUGAUAAGGGCAGAUCUUUUACAUGAAUGCAACUAUGAUUUCCCAGGGUAUCCUGGGUAGUGAGUGCAGCUAUAGCUUUUUAGUGUUCAACAGGAUUUGCUGUAUUGUAAAUAAAAGGAUAUUCAUUAAAUACACAGUUAAAUUUGUUUGCCACUGGUCUUGAUAAUCCACUUUUUGAUUUACUCUGAGAUUCCUAUAUACCAUUGGUGUUUAGUUAUAUUGUGUAACUUUGUGAUUGUGCCGUUGGUUUAGGUUUGUAAAAAAUAAAUAUUUGUAUAUAAACAACGAGCACAAGAUAAUUUAAAAGCCUUAUAAUAGCAAGGUAUAUUGUUGUAAAUAGUAUAGAGUCAUCAAUAAAUGUCAAGAUCUAAGAGUACCAUUAAUAUUAUAUGUACAUUAUUAUAAUAAUGAUACAAAGAAAUAAUAUGAUUUACGUAGAUGUAACGCAAUAUUUAUUUACGAUUUAACAUUCGACAGAAUUUAUCACAAUAUUGUACAUAGAGAUAAUGUAAUAUAAGUAAUAAUAGCUGAUAUAGGCAAGUCCAUAGUGAUUAUAAUACUUUGUGCAAAAAAUCUAGUCGACAGAUGAAUGGUAUCUAUAUAAAUAAUUGU